This is a messenger RNA of Exophiala oligosperma, 282 nucleotides long. RefSeq lists its product as uncharacterized. Lineage: Eukaryota; Fungi; Ascomycota; Eurotiomycetes; Chaetothyriales; Herpotrichiellaceae. Gene Ontology annotation, molecular function: catalytic activity. The coding region runs from base 1 to 282 and encodes 93 amino acids. The record is from RefSeq and is a predicted model, not a curated record. The transcript has a single exon. Gene Ontology annotation, biological process: nucleoside metabolic process.
AUGCCGACACGGGACGAGUUUACUGUCGGAUACAUUUGUGCGAAUGGAAACACCUUGACCAGCUGCGUCAUCUCGCUCGAUGAAGAACACCCACCCCUCCCGCAGUAUCGACAUGACAACAACGCCUACCAACUUGGCAAGAUCGGCUCACACAAGGUCGCCAUGUGCUGCCUGCUGGGCCAAAGCAGAUACCAGACGGAGAGCGCGGCGGUCGACAUGAUGCGGAGCUUCCCUCGCAUCGGUGAUCCUGGUCAACGGCGAUGCCGGUGGCGUGCCGCGUGA